AUGUUCGACCGACUCAAGGAUAGGAUUCGCCGCCACAGGCACAAGAAUGGACAACAGGUCAAACCCACACCAGCGAAGCCAGCGCAAGGGAACACGGCAAAACCCCAACCCGUGUCAGCUCCUGCCGCACCAGCUGCCAAGUUGCCGCCUGUGGAAAGCACCGAGUUACCGGCCGAGGAAAAGCCAGCUGAGAAACCAGAUGCCCCAAAGGAUUUGUGGGUGGAGGCCCUGAACUCUCUCCCUGAAUCCAAACAGGAAGCUCUCAAGAAGAUGGGAUUUAACCAGUCCAGUGCUCAAUCUGGAUCUGUUGAGUCCAGCAUUGAGGAUCUGGUUGGCGUGGUCAACCAAAGACAAGAAGAGUGCGAGAAGAAAUUUUGGAAAGUCAAAGUCGGCGGCGAAGAGAUUGUCCUAAGGGACUAUACCAACAAUAUUGUGGACUGGUUGGGGAAGGCUGGGGAUAUUGCAGUGCAAUUUGCUCCGCCUCAAGCAGCUAUACCUUGGUCUGUCAUCAAAUCUGUCAUGCAGAUUCCGGUCAUCGAAGGCGAGCAAAUGGCUGCUAUGCUUGCAACCACUGAAAAAGUCGUCCGCGUGAUCAGCCGUGGCCAAGUGUACGAGUCUGUGUACCUCAGGAACAAACCCGCUACGGAUAGCCUCUCAAAGAACCUUCAAUCUGCACUGACCACAAUCUAUACUACAUCGCUGGAUGUACUCGCUGAAUCGGCAAGUCUGUUCUCCAAAAACACAGCCACACGCACGCUUGAAGCAAUCCUCAGUCCGGGCAAGGUCUCUGGCAGUAUCUCGGCUAUAAGUGAGCAAGAAGAUGAUCUCCUGCGUGAUGUCUCAGCGUGCGAAGUGAGACGCAGUGCAAACGCGGACGACAGCAUGAUUGAAAUGCUGAAUGCGUUGAAUGCACCAAUGAAGCGGGUAGAUGAGAACAUCCAACAUCUCCUUCAAAACAUGGACGAAGAACAGCGUAUUAAGAUGUUGGAAUGGAUCUCCUCUAUUCCAUUCGGCAAAAAUCAUAACAAUGUCAAAGAGAAGAGAACACCCGGCACGGGUGAAUGGUUGUUACAGACUGAGGAUUUCGCCACAUGGGAGCAAAGCGACUCGUCUAUCUUCUGGCUCCAGGGCUCCCCCGGCACCGGAAAGACCUACCUCACAUCAGCCGUUAUCGACCGAAUCCAGGACCGAUUGAGUAACACACCUAAGAAUGAAGGCUUUGCAUUUUUCUACUGUGAUAAGAACGAACCGCCACGUGCACAGGCACUAUCAAUCCUUCAAAGUAUUGUGCGUCAACUCUCAACUACUGCGAAGAGUCCUGAAUCCACACAGAAGAAGCUUUGUGAAUUAUACAAUAGAUGUCGCAAUGCAGGAUCGACCUUCAGCCUAGAGCAGUGCAAGGAGCAGAUCCAGGCCUCGAUGGAUAUUUACGAGAAGACCACAAUCGUGAUUGACGCCAUGGACGAGUGUGAUACAGAUACCCGCGACGAGCUCAUCGAUGCCUUGGAUACUUUCGUUUCUCAAUCCAACGAACGGCAUAUAAAAAUCUUCAUUUCAAGCCGACCGGACCACGACAUUCAGGUCCGAUUGCAAACUGCACCCAAUAUCGACAUCAACGCAAGUGACAACAGAGGCGACGUCCAGAAAUAUCUCGAUGUUGAGUUAGACAAGCUUGCCAAGAAGACUCCUUCCAUCGGACGCCUGAAAGCCAAGAUUCUGGAUACUCUACUUGAGCGCUGUCAAGGAAUGUUCCAAUGGGCGGCUCUACAAGUGCAUCAAAUCCAGAAGUGUAAGACUGAGUCUAGUGUAUGGAAACGACUUGAAAAUCUUCCGGAUGAUAUUCAAAAGGCAUAUGACGAGGCAUGGAGUCAAAUCGAAGAUCUCGAGGAACCUGAUAAGGUCCUAACAUACCGCGCUAUGCUCUGGGUUAUGGCUGCUGAGCGACCGCUCUCCACAUCCCAGCUUAUCUGCGCUGUUCGCGUGAACACGAAAGGGGAGGUACCUACAUUAGCAGAUGAAAUUGAUGAGCAAGGAUUACUGUCACUCUGUAACAGCCUCCUCACGAUUGACUCUCAGCAAAAGGUGUGGCGAUUCGCACAUCUAUCGGUCCGCGAAUACCUCGAAACCAAGAUGCAAUGGACCCUUCCACGGGCUAAUUUCCACGCCGCUAGUGCCUGUCUCUCAUGGCUCAUCACGAUGUAUGACAAAGACGACAAUAACGAAAUUGAUUUGUCAGGUUGGAAGGGGCAACCGGAGCCGGGCGAUAUCUUCCACCUCAUGCACCCAUUCCAUCUAUACAUGAGACAUCACUACGUUGUCCUCCUUUUGAAAACCUUCCUCGGAUCUCCCGAGGAAAGCAGCAAGCAAUACCGGAAAUGGUAUGAAGUGAUUAAGGACGAUUUGGAGAGGAUCGUUGACGUCGCUCAAGGCACGGAUGAAUUCCACUUCUACCUGGAGGCAGGUGGUUUUACCAAAGAAGAGUUCGACACAUGCGACUUCAAUCAGGCACAGCAUCCGGAGUAUGGCGAGUUUGAAAGCGAGUUAGGACCAUCAGAUGCUGCCAUUUAUGCGAUGUGUCAUCUUUCAUUUGCUGCGAUACUAUCAGACUGGUGGGAAAAUGCAGAAUUUGAUGUUUCGCGCGUGAACGAACGAGGUCAUAAUCUUCUCACGAUCGCUGCUCGGGUUGGAUGUACGUCAAUUUGCAAAACACUCGUCGAAAAGGGUGCGGAUUUGAACCAGCAGGUUGAGGGUCAAGAUUAUGGCAGUGCCCUUCAUGCAGCAGCUCACAGGGGACACACGGAAACCGUGAAAUAUCUGGUAGAAGUAGGUGCAAAUGUGAACAUGACAGUGGAAAACGGUGAACAUGGGAACGCCCUCAUCGCAGCGCUUGCCGCUGAGAAAGUCGAUACUGCCAAAUUCCUGAUCCAAAAGGCGGGCGCAGAUGUGAACAAGACCCACACCCUUGAGGAGGAGGAAGAGGAUGAAGAUCUCGAUCCGGUCGUCGUCCUGACCCCAAUUGCAUUAGCAGCCAAAAUUAACGGCACCGAGCUUCUCAAGAUCCUGGUGGAUGCUGGAGCCGACGUUAAUGUGCUAGAACAAUCUGGAAACCCUAUUUCUGCAGCAAUCAAAUCCCGCAAUUUUGAGGGUGUCAAGUACCUGAUUCAAAAGGCGAAGGCUGAUGUGAACUUGCCAAUCUCGGAGGGUAAUUUCCGCACUUUCCUGGAACGGGCAUCGACCGACAGCAGAAAUUUGGAAAUUGUCAAAUGGUUAGUUGAAGCAGGCGCCGAGGUGAAUCCGUCGGAAUGCGGAGAGAAUGGCACCCCUCUCGCAGCAGCAGCUCGCGGAACCAACAGCGCAAGAAAUGCGAGCUCGAUUGAGAUUGUGAAGUACCUUGUCAAUGCAGGGGCAGAUGUUCACAAAGGGGAUGACGAGAGCAGCCCUGUUUCUCUGGCGGUACUUGCUCAUGACAUCAAGGUUCUCAAAUACUUGAUUGAAGUAGGCGGGGAGCUGAAUGUGCAGAAGGAAUUCGAGCAAUCGAUCAAACAUGGAUUCUUUGAGGGUGUCAAGUACCUGAUCGAGAAGGGUGCCAACGUCAACAAGCCCCUUUCUGACGGAGACUAUGGUACUGCCCUCGAAUAUGCAGCAGCAAAGGACACAACCCUUGAAAUUACCAAGGCACUAGUGGAGGCAGGAGCAGAUGUGAAUUUGCUCUCAGAGAACGGGGUAUAUGGUAGUCCCCUCGCAGCAGCAGCAGCUUCAUUCUUAGGUGGUAUUGUCGACACUGUCAAGUAUCUGAUCCAAAAGGGUGCUGAUGUCAAUUUGUCAUUGCCGCAUGGAAAUUAUGGUAAUGCUCUCACAGCAGCAGUGGCAAGUAGUUGCAACGUCGAGGUCGUCGAGUGCCUCGUUGAGGCAGGAGCAGACGCGAAUGCCUUGCCAGAGCAUGGAAACUAUGGCAGUGCUCUUGAAGCCGCUGUAGUAUCCGGGGUGCAGGCCCUAGUGGGCGCGGGAGCAGAUGUAAACUUACCAAUCAAGAAUGGGGAUUAUGGCAGCGCACUCGCUGUUGCAGCGAGCGAGUGGGAUGUUGAGGUUGUCCAGGUCCUGCUCGAUGCAGGGGCUGAUGUCAACAUGCCACUCGACAAUGGAGAUUACCGCAGUGCGCUCGCAGCUGCUAAAGCGCAAGAGGAUAAUGAAGAAGUGAUAAAGCUCCUUGAAGAACGUGGGGCAACAGUUUGA
This is a messenger RNA of Penicillium mononematosum, 4233 nucleotides long. RefSeq lists its product as uncharacterized. Gene Ontology annotation, biological process: proteolysis. Lineage: Eukaryota; Fungi; Ascomycota; Eurotiomycetes; Eurotiales; Aspergillaceae. The transcript is spliced from 5 exons. Bases 1 to 4233 code for a protein of 1410 amino acids. Gene Ontology annotation, molecular function: protein binding; aspartic-type endopeptidase activity. The record is from RefSeq and is a predicted model, not a curated record.